AUGUCGGCUAAGUUCCAGGCAUGGGCCAGGUGGUUGGUUAUUGUUCAUGCGGGUCUAGUACCAGGCGUCGAGCUUAAGAACCUCGAGACUUUAACUAAAGAUCCCCUUACGGACACCAUGACUGUUGUCUAUGGCCAUGAUGCUGCUACCUCGCUUUCUAUCCGCACGUUUACAAAGGAAAGGGUCUUGACUCCUGUGGGUACGAAACUGGGAUGGGUGGUUAGCAUUCUGUCAAAGCCCCGAGUAUUUGGCUGCGCUGAGCGAUGA
Molecule: messenger RNA, 267 nt
Organism: Penicillium robsamsonii
Lineage: Eukaryota; Fungi; Ascomycota; Eurotiomycetes; Eurotiales; Aspergillaceae
Product: Molybdenum cofactor biosynthesis MoeB
Exons: 2
Coding region: 1-267 (88 amino acids)
Source: RefSeq, a predicted model, not a curated record